UCUCCGUGUUCUACGGCUCAGUGUCGGUGAUCGCCGUGCUCGGCAACGGGCUGGUGCUCUGGAUCAUCUGCACCAGCCGCAGGAUGCGCACCACGGUGAACUACUUCAUCGGUAACCUGGCGGUGGCCGACAUCCUCAUCGGCGUCUUCUCCAUCCCGUUCCAGUUCCAGUCGGCGUUGCUUCAGCGCUGGAACCUGGCGCACUUCAUGUGCCCCACAUCGGAGUUCUUCGCUACGCUCAGCGUCAGCGUCAGCGUGUUCACCCUGACCGCGAUCGCGAUGGACCGGUACCAGGCGAUCGUCUAUCGCCUGAUCAACCACCAGUCACGGCAGCGGACCAAGGUGGCCAUCGUCACCAUCUGGGUGCUCUCUGUCAGCCUGGCGCUGCCGCAGGCGCUCUGGCUCCGAGUGUGCCUCCACUGGGACGACCUCAUCAGCGCCUACAAGCGCAAGCUUCUGCUGACCGCCCGGCGGCCCGACGCGGGGCCUGAGCGGUCGUAA
Molecule: messenger RNA, 500 nt
Organism: Pollicipes pollicipes
Lineage: Eukaryota; Metazoa; Arthropoda; Thecostraca; Pollicipedomorpha; Pollicipedidae
Product: neuropeptide Y receptor type 2-like
Exons: 4
Coding region: 84-500 (138 amino acids)
Biological process (GO): G protein-coupled receptor signaling pathway
Cellular component (GO): plasma membrane
Molecular function (GO): G protein-coupled receptor activity
Source: RefSeq, a predicted model, not a curated record